Messenger RNA from Spirometra erinaceieuropaei, 2001 nucleotides. The record is from the annotation of a GenBank genome assembly. Lineage: Eukaryota; Metazoa; Platyhelminthes; Cestoda; Diphyllobothriidea; Diphyllobothriidae.
AUGGACGCGAAUGUUGCCGAAUAUUGUAGGCAUGUGGGUUUCGGGCAACUGCGUCGUAUAAGUACUGCGCCCCUUGUGCAUCUACGGCUCUUUCCUGCGACUGUGAUGAUGGAUUCGAGGGAAAAUCCGAAACGUCAGGCCAAUAAACAUCUUGUUUCCGGUGAUCGCCUUAUCUUCUUCUUCUUCUUCUUCUUCUUCUUCUUCUUCUUCUUCUUCUUCUUCUUCUUCUUCUUCUUCUUCUUCUUCUUCAGUGAGAGGAAUGUUUACUUAGAAUCCACAUUAUUCGAAAUUUUCCCAAAUCCCUCUGACAGAAUUAUAUUCCAGGUACAACACUCUAAUCUUUAAGUAGCGCAAUGCUCACGGAGAAAUAUGAGAGGUUCUUGGUUUUGACAGUGCUGUGCUAAAGUGUACUGCCGACAUGGGUGAAAAUUUCCACGGCUUUCAGUUGGGUGCCGUUAGCAUGGAUGCGAGGGACGUUGCGUUAAGUGCGGGGCGGCGUUCGAUGCCUAAACACUGUUUUGUCUGUGUUUAUUUUUAGUCCGAAGUUGGCGCGGUCGGCGGCAUAAAGGUCCAUGUCCUUUUGCAUGUCUGCUUCUGUCACUGCGCAGUCGUCCGCGAAGAGCAGGUCAUGGACAGCAGUCGCAUCGGAAUCUGUUGUUGAGAGGAUGGGCAUCGGUCCCGUAGACGAUGCAGACCCGCGGGCGCUCAUCACGGUAGGCAUCCAUCAACGUGACGGAGAACAUGAGGAUGAAGACGGUGGGAGCGGGUACGCAGCCCAGCGUCAUUCAGUCAGUCGCUGCGAAUGCUUCUGAGACAGUCCCACUGCCCGCGUGCCGUCAUCCCGCCGUAGAGUUGUCACACCAUGUGCAUGCAUCGUUCAGGCCAGUGGAAUUUCUGCAUGAUUCUCCACAGUCCUGCGCGGUCUGUCGUGCCAAAUGCUUCCGCCAAGUUGACGAAGGUAGUGUAGAGGCGGGUUUGAAUCUCCUGGCACUUUUCUUGCAGCCGGCGUGCGGCAAAGAUCAUGUAGAGGGAAGCCAUACCGGCUUUUCGAGAUAAGUACUUGUUCGAGACGGCAAUUGAGGCAGUUACAGAGGAUGUGAGCGAAGACAAUUCCGGGAUGUUAAGCAACGAAAUGCCCCCAUGGUUAUCACAGAGUUUACGCUUCCCUUCCGUCCGUAAAGAUGGACAGUUGUCGGGUCCCUGGAAUCCUGCGGAGCUUGUCCGCAGCACCAAAUCUCUUGGAAUAGCGUCGUAGGUCGAUACGUGAUCUGGGGGACACCGUGCUUGCAGACUUCGGCCGGAAUCACGUCCGAUUCCACUGCUUGCCUGCUGAAGAGUUGGUCCAUGACUAGGAAGGGUCUGGAAGGGAAUACGGGAGGACCAAGUCGUUAUGCAUUCCAAUCUGGGGUAUUCAGUCGGUUGCAGCGUCUGAGAUUGUGGAGGGAUGGUUGUGGACUCUUCUGAAGUGCUGAGCCCAGCGCUUCAUAAUCUCGUAUUUCUCCGUCAGAAGUGUUGUUCCGUUGAAGCUAGGAAGUGACACAGUUCCCUCAACUGUGCGGUCGUAGACCGUCUUGACUGAUGCGAAAGAAGUCCUUUGUCUCACUGUGGUCUGUGCCCGUGCGGGCAUUGAAUUUACCAAAGAUAAUUAGCUUGUCCAUCUGUUGUACAGAUGCCAGGAGGGCGUACAGAUUAUCGUAGAAGUUGUUCUUCGCCCCGUUGAAGCUGGUCAUUAGGGAGGAGGGAGAGAACGUAGGCACUGAUUAUGGUGGCGAAUUUGGCUACCCAAAGAGGCAGGCGCGAUGUCAUGAGGCGGUCCUUGAUGGCCUGCGGCAGACACAACAGUUGUCCUACGAUGUCGUUCCGGAUGGCAAAGGCGACGCCUGCGUCACGUCGCCCUGCUUUUGGGUGGCCGCUCCAGAAGAGGGUUUAGGCGUCACCCACCUUCCCCAGUUGGCCUUGUUAGGGGAAGCAGAUCUCGCUGAGAGGAGCGACGCCCAUUAA